AUGCCACGCACCAGACAUGCGCGCUUCUCCCACUCGCGCAGCAACGGUGAGCACGUUGGCGAGCGCAAAGCUCCCUUCAUGUGCAGCGGGUCACCGAUGAGGCACCGCGUCUCGCCGCUCAAGCAACUGUCGUCACACACCCCACUCUCACCUGCGCGGAGUGACGACAACAGCCGUACACUAGUCGAGGUGCUGGCACCUGCGCUGCGCGCGGUGGAGUCGGAUAAUGCGGCACACCCUCUCCCUGCGUUUACACUGCCGAUGUCCACGGACGCCAAGCACGUGGAAUGGCGAGAGGCGACGGAAGCGACACUGCCUGUGGCAACGGUGGAGGACAAGAAAGAAGAAGAGGAAGAGGAAAACUUCUCUUUCCGCAUCAGUGAGUUCCGCAUGCCACGCACCCCGCAACGCCGCUCCAGCGUGGUGGCAGCCUCCCUAUCCCCUCUGCCGCAGCACGCCACAGCUGCCCAACGGGCGGCAGAGGCGGAACUGCACGCCACGAACGAUGACGAACGUUGUUUGGUGGCCACCAAUGAUGAUGACGAGGCGUUGCCACACCCGGCUGUUGCGGAGGAGUCGCCAAGGCGACGCGCAGAGGAGGAAGAUUUUGUCGAGGUGAAUCCCACACAGAACGACGCUGUUGCGGCUUCUGUCUCCGCCAAUGAGGAAGAAGUGGUGGAACUAGAGAAAGAGGAUGGAGCAUCCACUGCCACUGGUGUUUCUCUCGAUGACAUGAAAGAGCGCGCCGAGGAGGACGUCGCAGAAACAUACGGGGAUGAUGCUAUCCACUCCGCCACACAGCCCGUACCAACCCCAUUGACAGAAGAUGUUGCUGUUACAUACGUACAAGAGGUGGCUGGAGCGUCGGCGUUCAGUUCACACGCGUACGAGUGCAGCUCCACGACGACAGAGUCACCAGACAAGGAAAUCGUGGAAAGCGAACGUCGUCAGCUUUUGUUUGACUACGAUGAUGAAACGCUACGGGAGAAGGAAACAGAGGCGGAAGUUCCUCUCGCAACACUUACGGCGGUGGAAUGCGUGGCGCCUACACCCGUGCCUGAAGUGGACAGCUGCGUUCAAUCACAGCAGUUCUACGAGUGCAUCAGUGCCCCAUCGACGCCCAGUUUACAACUGCUUGACACGUACCACCAGCUGGAGGCGACGCGGCGAGAGAUGGCGGUUUCCAUCAGCUAUCAGCGCGCCACGCUCCGCGUGGAGGGGCGGCGCGGCAGUUUAGUUUUGGUCUCAGGCGACCUGCCAGCGCCCUACACUCCAUCCAUUCAGCAGCCGCACACGCCGACCCCGUCGGAGGCGCCGAGGCGGCACACCCCCACGCCGCCGCCGCCGCCGCCGCCGAUGUCGUUCUCGCAGGGCACGGCGACAACAAUGGCGCCGGGGAUGUCACUGGAGGUGUCACCGAUGCCACGGCCGGUUACGCUGCGCUCUCAGCUUCCCUCCCCUGUACGUGGUCAGCAGGCGGCGGUGUCAGCCCCCUUUUCGAUGAGCCCGCGCGAGGGUCGCUCCACGCCGUAUCCUCACACCCCUUUGGCUGAUAUUACUGCAGCCGAAGAUGGAGAUGUACGCAGGGAAGAGCCGAUGGACGGAUGCACGCCAAACAGUGCAGUCCGCUCCCUCUCCCGGUCGCUCACCAACAGAAAGUCAGUGGUUGAGCGGCUGAUGGAGUGCUGUCCGUCGGAUGUACGUGAGGAAGCAGAGCUCCUCAUUGCCGCUGAUGCCUCAGUGACUCGCACCCCGUCGCGGACCCUCGGCAGCGGACAACUCUCGGAGGUAUUAACAGAUAACUCCUCCAUCUCACAGCGCGUUGCGGCACGCCCACGCAAGUAUUACUACGACUACACAUACUGGGAACGUCAUCUGCAUGAUACCACAACCAAAAGUGCACAGAAAAAUCAACGGAAGGCGAAAAAAGCUGCGAAAAAGGCGGCUGCCCGAAUGGCAAAGAAGGAGAGAGAGGCACAGCUGGAGCAGCUGAACACGCAGCAGCAGCAGACCGUUGAAUCUGACGCCGAGGCACAGACAUCAUCCACGGUAGCUGCUGCACCAUCGCUGAGGAACUCGAUGCCAAACCUCCCCCAUGUCACCACCAAACGUUCUUCACAGUCACACCACAGAAGGAAUUCGUCGUCGUUCCGGCCGUCGUUGAAGAAUGUUGUGUCGAGAAAGAAUCGCGAGAGAAUUCUGCUCCGCCAGCGCCGUUUUAAGAGACGUCACACAAAAUAG
Messenger RNA from Trypanosoma grayi, 2241 nucleotides. RefSeq lists its product as hypothetical. NCBI's taxonomy places the organism in Eukaryota, Euglenozoa, Kinetoplastea, Trypanosomatida, Trypanosomatidae. The coding region runs from base 1 to 2241 and encodes 746 amino acids. The record is from RefSeq and is a predicted model, not a curated record. The transcript has a single exon.